Molecule: messenger RNA, 1510 nt
Organism: Misgurnus anguillicaudatus (oriental weatherfish)
Lineage: Eukaryota; Metazoa; Chordata; Actinopteri; Cypriniformes; Cobitidae
Source: RefSeq, a predicted model, not a curated record
GUCUACCUAAAUGAUGUCUAUGAAACACGACGACGAGGGAGGACAAAAAUGUUGGGUUUGUUUGUAUUUCAAACUGAACAUCAUGAAAACCACGUUGGUUAAACUUCGCGUUAUCAUUCGCGCAUCAGUUCUUUAUAUUCUUGUCACAUUUGGAAAUACUUGUGGGCCAAGUGAAUAUAAAUCAUCUAAAGGUGAAUGUUGUCCGAUGUGUAAUAUAGGGUCAGUUGUCCUUUGGGAAUGCAGUGGGGAUUCUAGCACAACAUGUAUACCAUGCUCUCCAGGAACAUAUAUGAAUGAACCCAAUGGCCUUUUUAAAUGCUUAACAUGCAGAAACUGUAGUAAAAGUCAAGGUCUUUACAUUCAGAGUCAAUGCAAUACAAUAAAGGACACCGUCUGUGAUGUGCUGGAUGGGUAUCACUGUGUUGAUUACUCAAAUUCACAGUGCCAACUUGCUCAAAAACACACUGUAUGCAAUCCAGGACAAGAAAUAAAAACACCAGGAACAAAGAGGUCAGAUACAAAAUGUGAGGACUGCCCUUCUGGCUUUUAUUCUCCAACAGGUCUGAACUGCACCAGAUGGACAGAUUGUGCAGUUAAAAAUGAGAUUCAGACAGAAACGGGCAGCUCUAUAAAAGAUGUCGCAUGUACACCGAAGAGUCGGAGCAGAUAUGGUCUCUGUAUAGCAGCUGUACCUGCAGCUGUCACAUUCAUAUUAUGCUGCAUGUGUCUAUACCUGAAGCCUGGGAUUACAUGUUCUGUACUUAAAGUAAGUCCUGAAAUUCUUUGUUUUAAAAGUGUUGUAUUUUUAUACAAUAGAAAUUAGCAUCCCACACCAGAAACGUACCCAGAGAAAUCAACACAGCAGACAGCAGAGGAAAACGAGGAUGAUUUCCACAGUCAACCCAUGGUAUCUUGUCCAAGUACAGACCAGAAGCCAGUGUUGCUUUCAACGUGACAUGUCAGGUUAGGAGGCUGUGUCUGGAACUUUGUACAAAACCAAAUCACGCUGUAAUGUUGAUUAACUAUAACAUUGGACUGUAGAUGUGCUUUGGUAGAGAGUUUAUCUUCUCCGUGGCUGUUGACCUUGUCGUGGUGGAGAAGCUUCAGUUCCUCCACGACUUGAUAAACUGAAGAAAGUUUUCAUUGAUGCUUUUACUGCAACAAGUUUCAACUACAUCAAGGAGGGCAAACCAACAACAGCAGACCUUUGGCUCUAUAGUAGACUUAAUAUCAAUACAUAAGUAUUAAUACAGUUAACAGAGACCAAGCAAUUCCCAACAUGAGAACGAAAAGACUGCAUUUUAAAACUAUGGUUGAUUAACUGGGAUUACACACGUCAAUGUUCAUUUUAUUAUUAUAUAAAUCCUGCAAAAAAUAUUUGGUUGAUGCACCUUAAAGAGCAUUUUACAAUUCCUUUGGUGUGUAAGUGUGUAUUAGUACAUGUUAAUGAUAUGAAAAAGGUACAAAUCCCAAAGUAAACGACGCAAGUUAUCCCUUCCAAUGUAAAUCU